This is a messenger RNA of Dipodomys ordii (Ord's kangaroo rat), 3859 nucleotides long. RefSeq names its product ArfGAP with SH3 domain, ankyrin repeat and PH domain 3 (gene Asap3). NCBI's taxonomy places the organism in Eukaryota, Metazoa, Chordata, Mammalia, Rodentia, Heteromyidae. Gene Ontology annotation, cellular component: cytoplasm. The coding region runs from base 44 to 2794 and encodes 916 amino acids. The transcript is spliced from 25 exons. Gene Ontology annotation, biological process: positive regulation of GTPase activity. Gene Ontology annotation, molecular function: GTPase activator activity; protein binding. The record is from RefSeq and is a predicted model, not a curated record.
CGCCCCUCUCCGGCAGCCGCGGCGCCUCAGUCCCGCUCCCGCCAUGCCUGAACAACUCUGCGUCGCCGAGUUUCUGGCCGUCACCGCGGAGGACCUCAGCUCUCCGGCCGGGGCCGCCGCCUUCGCCGCCAAGAUGCCUCGAUACCGGGGGGCGGCGCUGGCGCGGGAGGAGAUCCUGGAAGGAGACCAGGCCAUCCUGCAGAGGAUCAAGAAGGCCAUCCGGGUGAUCCACAGCUCCGGCCUUGGCCAUGUGGAGAAUGAGGAACAGUACCAAGAGGCUGUGGAGUCCUUGGGCAACAGUCACCUUUCCCAGAGCAGCCAUGAGCUGUCCACAGGCUUCCUGAACUUGGCUGUGUUCACCCGUGAGGUGGCUGCGCUCUUCAAGAACUUGGUGAGGCCCCUCCUUCCCUGCUCGUUCCUCCCCCAGGCUCAGGGGAUGGGAGGUCAGGUCAGACACCGGGAGGACUCCAAAAAGCAACUGGAGAAGGCAUGGAAGGACUACGAGGCCAAAGUGGCCAGGUUGGAGAAGGAACGGGACCGGGCCCGGGUGCCCGGGGCCGUCCCCGGGGAGUUGGCCCAGGAUACACAGCGAGAGCGGCGUGUCUUCCAGUUGCAUAUGUGUGAGUACCUGCUCAAAGCCGGAGAGAGUCAAAUGAAGCAAGGUCCUGACUUUCUUCAGAGCCUCAUCAAGUUCUUCCACGCCCAGCACAACUUUUUCCAAGAUGGCUGGAAGGCAGCCCAGAGCCUGUCCCCUUUCAUCGAGAAGCUGGCAGCCUCAGUCCAUACACUGCAACAGACCCAGGAGGAAGAGCUACACAAACUGACCCAACUCCGGGACUCCCUCCGAAGGAUGCUGCAGCUAGAGAGCAGAGAGGAGCAUCCAAGCAGGAAGAACUCAGGGGGCUACAGCAUCCACCAGCACCAAGGCAACAAGCAAUUUGGGACAGAGAAAGUGGGCUUCCUGUACAAGAAAAGUGACGGGAUUCGAAGAGUCUGGCAGAAAAGGAAGUGUGGAGUCAAGUAUGGCUGCCUGACCAUGUCACACAGCACGAUCAACCGGCCCCCCGUGAAGCUGACCCUGUUGACAUGCCAAGUGAGGCCAAACCCUGAAGAGAAAAAGUGCUUUGACCUGGUGACCCACAACCGGACAUACCACUUCCAGGCAGAGGAUGAGCACGAGUGUGAGGCGUGGGUGUCUGUGCUGCAGAACAGCAAGGACGAGGCUCUGAGCAGUGCCUUCCUUGAGGAGCCGAGCGUUGGCCCAGGGUCCUAUGGGGGCUCGGGGCUGGAUGGGGAGCCCCAGUACCUCACAAAGCUGCUCAUCGCUGAGGUGAAGAGCAGGCCCGGGAAUAGCCAGUGCUGCGACUGUCGGGCUCCAGACCCCACCUGGCUCAGUACCAACCUGGGCGUGCUCACCUGCAUCCACUGCUCCGGAGUUCACCGCGAGCUAGGCGUGCGCUUCUCCCGCAUGCAGUCUCUCUCCUUGGACCUGCUGUGCCCCACGGAGUUGCUGCUGGCUUUGAACAUAGGAAACAUGCGCUUCAAUGAGGUCAUGGAGGCCCAGCUGCCUUCCCACGGUGGACCCAAGCCCUCUGCCGAGAGUGACAUGAGUGCCCGCAGGGACUACAUUGUGGCCAAGUAUGUGGAACACAGGUUUGCCCGCCGGUCCACCCCAGAGCCCCAGAGACUCUGGACGGCGAUCUGCAACAGGGACCUCCUGUCGGUACUGGAGGCCUUUGCCAACGGGCAGGACUUCGGACAGCCACUGCCAGGGCCUGAUGGCCAGGCACCUGAACUUGCCCUGCACUUGGCUGUCAGAGUCGCCAACCAGGCCUCCCUGCCCACCGUGGACUUCAUCAUCCAGAAUUGCGGCCACCUGGAUGCCAAGGCCACAGACGGGAACACUGCCCUGCACUUCGCCGCCCUCCAUGGCCAGCCCGACUGCCUCAAGCUGCUGCUGAAAGGGAGAGCUCCAGUGGGUACAGUGAAUGAGGCAGGAGAGACAGCUCUGGACAUAGCCAGGAAGAAGCAGCACAAAGAGUGCGAGGAGCUGCUGGAGCAGGCACAGGAGGGGACCCUGGCCUUCCCCCUGCACGUGGACUACCCGUGGGGACUUUCCACAGAACCUGGCUCUGACAGCGAGGAGGAGGAGGAGGAGAAGCGCUGUUCUCUGAAGCCCCCAGCCCAUGCCUGCAGGGCUAGAGGGAAGCUGGAUAUCACCAACAAGACCUAUGAGACUAUCACCAGCCUGGAACCAGCUGCCCCUCAGAGCCAGAACGAGGACAGCCCCCCACCCUUGCCCAUCAAAAUCUCUUCUCGGACCAUGGUCCCAGGGCACCUGGGACAUGCCAGUGGAGAUCGGUCUGGCAUCCCCAGCCUGAGUUCAGAGCCCUCUGAGGCCUCUGAGAGUCGGGACAGUCCAGCCACCUCCUCUUCCAUCCUCACAAGCCCCGUGGAACCUGGAGGACCCAGCCAAUCCCUGCCCGGCCUGGAGGAAGGCCUCCAGGAAUCACCAGGCACCUCCCAGUCAAUCCUGGCAUCUGGUACCACCCCUGCUGAGGUGCAUCUCCCCAUCAGGUUCAGGGGCUCCGGGCACCAGGAUGACGUCGGCCUUUUUCUGCCUUCCAGCUCUGAGAGCACCCGUUCCUAUCGGCGGGGUGGCCGGAGCCCCGAAGACUGUCCCUCUGCCCAACAACCUCUUCCCAGAAAGAAUAUUCCGGCUGCCUUCAUUGAAGGAGACGGCUCCAAGACUGGGGUUCUCGCGCCAAGUUCCCUGCAACUUUUUCAAGACUAGCUCCUCGCUGACCCCUGCAUGAUCCCUGCUGGACCCUAACGUUCAGAGCUGGGAUUUGAGCCCACAUGACUGACAUGGGAGUCGAGACAUCCAUCCCCUUGGGUCUUACUCCCUCUGUCCCUCAUGUCUUUGUGGCCUUCCUGGCGUGGACCAUGCCCUGCCAAAGACACUGGCCCUUCCAUGUUGGGGCCAAUGGUAGUUCUUUGCCUCUAUCUCAUUACAUACAGCAAUAGGGCUGACCCUCCACCGUCCACUUCCCAAUCAGGGGCUGUGCCAGCCCAGACGCUGUCUUCUGGGCUAUACACUGGUCUGGCGUUCCUUUAUUGAAUUCCAGCUUUCUGUGUAGCCCUGGAUUGGGAUCCUGAUGCCAAGCUGCUCUCAGGAAACUGGCUUGAAAUUGGGCAGGGCCUGAACCUGAGGGUGGUUCUGGGCUGUAGGGCAGGACCUCCAAUCAGCUGGCUUCCUCUCUGCACUUAUGAGCAGCCCAUUCUUAUUCUAAUCGACCAGUGCCCAUGUCCUGGACAGCCAGUGAGGCUGUCAAAGCAUACAGCCUUCUUGGGAUCUGUACAGGAAGUAGACCAUAACUCACCCAAGUUGGCCUCACUCCUUGAUUUAGCAGGAUGGGAAGAAGUGGUCUGGGUUGAUGGAUCCCAUUUCUUCCUUUUGGUCAGCUGUGGAGCCCUCCAGUCUGGGGGCAGUGAGGGGCUGAGAAAAGAGGGUGGUAGGGCUGAGACUUGAAGUUGCUGCUUCAAGGGGCUGGCAGUUCAACCACUGCUCAGUCCCAAUCACGAAGAUGAUCCUGAGCCAUCACCAACCACCAGCAUCUCGACUUCACAGCCACUAGGUGCUAGGCCCCAUAAGAAUGGGUCUGGCCAAGCACGAGAGACCAGAGGGCACUGCGGGGCCAGCACCACAGUCCGGUGGGAAGCUGGGCUUUCCUCAGGAUGCCUGACUCUGUGUCCCACAGAAGCAGGGUUACGUUCUGAGCCCCCAGAGUCUGCCUUCAUUCAUCUCAGACAUGUUACUUCCCUCAUCUCUAAUAAAAGAUUUGUGGGGUUUCUUUCA